This is a messenger RNA of Dermacentor albipictus, 2016 nucleotides long. Lineage: Eukaryota; Metazoa; Arthropoda; Arachnida; Ixodida; Ixodidae. The record is from RefSeq and is a predicted model, not a curated record.
UCUGUGCAUGUGGCAGUCUCUUGUUUGCUCGUACACUCUAAUCGUCAUCAACACCACGUUGUGUUCGAUUGUUCAACCACGGAAGUUUGCUGACGCCGAAUGUGUGAUGGCCAUUGACUUUUGCAGCAAAAAUGUGGGCACGUUGAUCGAGGCGGACCAAAUAUGCGCCGACGGCUACGACGUCGGCAACCUUAUUAGUGCGGACAGGCGUCGUUGCGGUUUCAUGGCCGAGUACUUUAUAAAGCCCCCCGUCACCGUGUUGCUGACGCUGCCUUGCCCGACCGAGCUGAGUUGCGUAGUGGUCGGUCUAAUUCGCGGUCCAGUCAAACUGACCGGCUUCGAGAUCUGGGUGUCGCACACCGGUGUCGGCUCUACUUCGCCGCCACAGGACGACUUUGUUCUGGUCGGCAAGAAAUACGAAGCCACGGGCGACGUCGUUCAACUGCGCAACAGGUGCUACGUUCCAAGAGGGCCAUUCGCGGGCCUGAUGCGAGAUGGCAGAACGCCUUCGUUUGCAUACGACUCGCAUGGAACGGGUGAAACCCUCAAGACUGCCUAUUGCAAAUACGUGUGCCGGAUAAAGCUGAAACUGACCCGCGCAAUGGGCAGCGCCUCGAUUGGACUAGGCUCCUUGCAAGUCUGGGGUCAGCCGAUGGCUGCCCUUUGCAGCUUAGCUGCCCAAGACGAACUGAUUCGCCAAUUCCUUAGUAGUUCCGAAACCGUCCCUAACUUCAGUCGUGAACAUUCGGCGACUGACCAACGCCGUUUGCACCAGGGGUCAUCUUCUGCGUCGACUGUUGCUGAGCAGGCGAAGUCACUACCACCGAAGAGCCAGUGUGAACAAAAGCGCGAUGUUACUACCGGCGAGUUUCAGAUUCCGACAGACUUUCAGGACGCUUUGACUUUUGAACUGAUGACGCAACCAGUUGUACUGCCAAGUGGCCAAGUAGUGGACCAGUCGACGUUAGAUAAGCAUGUCGACACAGAGGAAAAGUGGGGUAGACCUCCAACAGAUCCAUUCACUGGAAUAACGUUGACGGGCAUUAAUUGUCCCAAAAGCCUUCCUGAACUCAAGAGCCGCAUCGACCACUUUGUGGUUCGCAACUUGGAGCAACUGGGGAACAUUCCAAGGACUUUGGGAGGAAGCCCGGCUGGGACAUUGAGCAGUGCAAGGCCCUCUGGUCUGAUUUCGUUAUCGCAUUCUGAACGUCCCUCAUCAUGUCAGGCUUUGAAUGAGUCUACAGCAUGUGUCAGUACAAAAGAUGAAACUUGCUCAUCUCAGAACUGCCGUAGACCAAACCAUCUUAAUGCAUUUAACUCUCAAGGAUCAAAAGCUGGUAUAACCGGACUUGCAGGCAAAUUGGGUACAGCGACUUCUUCCACUUCAAACUUGGUCAAUGUGCAUUCUAGUUUUGACAGUGUGGAUCAAAGAGUGCUUCAGGGGCAUCGGAUAUGCAGAGGUGCAAUUUCAAAAUUGUCUGUUUCACCCACCAUGUUGCCAAAAGCCAUGCCUGUACCCCAGUCGACCAAGCAACAUGCCGCAUUCAUGUCAGAUACAUCAUCAAGCAGCGACAAGCAGAAGUUGGGAGAAGGUGAGAAACGUAAGUUUGAGUCAGCAGCGAAUGUUCCUGAGGCCAAGCAACCACGAUGUGAUCUCAAAACACACGAGGAGCGCCUUGCUGACAGCCUGUCAAGUUCUCUGGCUGAAACACUGCAGAGAAUAAGGAACAGUGCUCAGCAAAAACGAAAAGUUCAAGAAACAGACGGUGACUUGUGUUGGGCAUGUAAGGUGUCGCAGUCGACACAUCGUGUACCAUGUGGUCACCACUUUUGUCGUAGCUGCUUAAUGAAUACUGUUAGGAAGGGACAGUGUACCUGUGGCAAGUUGUUUCAGUCAUCUGAAGUCGUUAGGGUGCACUGUUCUGAGCAGAAUCGAGAAUGAAACUGUAUUUAUAUCUUGUUCCGGAUUUCAUGAAGUGCUCAUCAAUUACUGCUGCUGGAGCAAAGAUGGAAAAG